Molecule: messenger RNA, 3734 nt
Organism: Xiphias gladius (swordfish)
Lineage: Eukaryota; Metazoa; Chordata; Actinopteri; Istiophoriformes; Xiphiidae
Gene: ppm1lb
Product: protein phosphatase, Mg2+/Mn2+ dependent, 1Lb
Exons: 4
Coding region: 549-1667 (372 amino acids)
Biological process (GO): protein dephosphorylation
Molecular function (GO): cation binding; protein serine/threonine phosphatase activity
Source: RefSeq, a predicted model, not a curated record
UGCACCUGAAGGCAGCACCGCCGUUUUAGUAAGGCAGCAGCAGAGCGCCGCAGUCAGUGUGGCAGCUGGGAAUGCGAGGGUUUCGACACAGACCGCUAUUUUCAGGACCGGGAACGGUGGCCGGGCUGGCCGGGAAGAGACUCUGCCCACAGCUCCGCUAUAGCCAACGGGCUGGCUUAAUCUGAAGUCCAAACAGGCGACCUGCGGUUCCUGCCCGGGGGCGUGUCGGUGGUCUCGGACCGCAUCAGAUGGUCUACGGACAGCCGUUGGCCGCUCACUGCGGGGCUGCGAGCUAGGGGAACACCAGCCGGCGGCACAGUGUUUGUUCGCCAACACCUCGCCUCCUGCCUGGCGGGUCCGGUUAAGAAUGCAGUGAAGUGUCACCCUCGAAGUCAGUAUAAUCUGAACGUUUCCCGGUGCGAAACGCUCGGUUAAAUGUGUGUGUUUCGCCGCUACCAAACCGCUCACGCCAACGACGAUGGACUGAGAUCUGCGGCGGGGGCGAACGACACACAACCUGCCGCGAUUUCCUGCAUGUAAAUAAAUAAAUGAUAGAGGAUACCAUGACACUGCUGUCUCUGUUAGGUCGGAUCAUGCGUUAUUUUCUGCUCAGACCGGAGACCUUGUUCCUGCUGUGCAUCAGCCUGGCUCUGUGGAGUUACUUCUUCCACACGGACGAAGUGAAGACCAUCGUCAAGUCCAGCCGGGAUGCGGUCAAGAUGGUCAAGGGGAAAGUGGCGGAGAUGAUGCAGAAUGAGCGGUUCGGCGGGCUGGACGUCCUGGACGCGGAGUUCUCCAAGACCUGGGAGUUCAAGAGCAGCAACGCGGCCGUGUACUCCAUCCAAGGCCGGCGAGACCACAUGGAGGACAGGUUCGAGGUGCUCACCGACGUCGUCAACAAGACUCACCCGUCUAUAUUUGGGAUUUUUGAUGGCCACGGGGGAGAGGCUGCUGCUGACUUUGCCAAGGCCCACCUGUCUGAGGCUCUCCGCCAGCAGCUACUGACCUAUGAACGGGACAAAGAGCGAGACAGAGAAAAAGACAAGGAGAAAGACGACAAAAAGGAUAGAAGUGACCUUUCCUAUCCUUCCAUCCUGAAGCAGCAGAUCCUGACAUUGGACAGAGAUAUGCUGGACAAGCUGUCUGCCGCUUACAAUGAAGCAGGUACUACAUGUCUGGUGGCCCUGCUGUCUGAUAAGGAGUUGACGGUGGCCAAUGUUGGAGACUCACGCGGAGUUCUUUGUGAUAAAGACGGCAAUGCCAUUCCUCUGUCGCAUGACCACAAACCUUACCAGCUCAAAGAGCGCAAGAGGAUCAAGAAGGCCGGUGGUUUCAUCAGUUUCAAUGGCUCUUGGCGCGUCCAGGGCAUCUUGGCCAUGUCCCGUUCUCUGGGCGAUUACCCUCUGAAGAACCUCAACGUGGUCAUUCCUGACCCUGACAUCAUGUCCUUUGACCUGAACAAGCUGCAGCCGGAGUUCAUGAUCUUGGCGUCCGACGGCUUGUGGGACACCUUCAGCAACGAGGAGGCGGUUCGCUUCAUCAGGGAACGGCUGGACGAGCCUCACUUCGGUGCCAAGAGCAUCGUCCUCCAGUCCUUCUAUCGUGGUUGUCCUGACAACAUCACCGUCAUGGUGGUCAAGUUUAAGGACAAGGCCAGCGAGCAGUAGACUGUCCAUCUAUCACAUCCAGUAUCUAUAUUGUAUCUGAAUUUAAGUAAGAAUAGGCUGAAGAUGAAAGAUUUAAAAUCCGAGCCCAAAAUUUUUUGAGCAAGAACUAUUUCUAUCACAGAUAUUUACAGAAGUCAGCCCUUCAAUGCAUCAACCACGCCCCCACAACCUUUACUUUUACUGCUGUGAAAGUGACACUUGUAAGAAGAUGUCUUUCAUUUAGGCUUAGCCAUAUCUUUGAGACAUGGUAAUGCGAGCUUAGUUACUGUUAUGCAAAUAAACAGAUUUGGCUUUGUGCAGCUAAGGGGAACACCCAUGAGUCUGCACACAUUUCUGUGUAUGACUGUGUGCGUGCGUGCGUGCAGUUGAGAGGAGAAACAGUGAUAGAUGUCUGUCUUCAUUUGAUCACAUUAACCACCAAUUCAUUGUCUAGCCAAUAACGAGAUUUAAGGUAUACAUGAUAGCAUGGAGUUCCACUUCCAUAUUAUGUCAAACUUGAUGUCCUUCACUCCGUGUGACCACUAAUUGUAUAUUUUUAGUUUCCUAACUCUGUGUUUCCCCAUCACCUAACUGUAAUGACGUCUACCAAGUGACUGCACUGAAAAUUCUGUCGUUUAACACGUUGGCAGGUUACUUUUUUUCCCUCGGUCAAACUCGUCACUUGUGCGAAUCAUUAAUCUGAAUUAAUUCCCUUUAUUCAUAAACAACACAAAUGAUAAUAUGCCUAUGCUUGUUCACCAUAUCACCAUUCAUAUUUUACAGCAAUAGAAUGGAUAACAUUGUUAUAUCAAACUCCCCGAACGUGAGAAUGAAUGAGGUGUUUAUUCUUGAGUUGCCCAAUUUUGAAAGUUUAGUCUUUGAAUGUUGUAGUCCACUUAAAAUGAUUGCUGUUCGUUUCUGUGCUGAUAAAGACUCAUGUCUGUUUUGAUUGUUGAUAACUUUAAUGAACUUAAAACUGAGACUAGUUUGGUCUCUUCGACUACUCUGUUCACCCCCCACUUAUCAGGAUCCGUAUAACUACUGAUAAUGUAGUAACCGUUGGAUAAUGUUGUAGCUCGUCAAAGUGUAAUGAAGUGUUAGGCUAAAUGGGUACAAAAUGUAACACAAUCUUUUAAAGAAAUACAUUUCCAGAUUAUGUAGUACUAUUGUAGUAACAUCACAUUAUGACACAAACUGCUAAAUAUUAAAUUUAUUAAUUCAGUUAUAUGAUUAUCUAAUAACAUUGACUGUUAUUGUAUAAACGUAAGAAAAAGUAAUAAAUUCAGUUAUUGCAAUAUAUAAUAAUUGAAGAAGUAAUAGUGAUAUUAAUUUUACAUUAUCUAGGAAUUUACUUGAGGAUAUUAGAUUUACAACCCUUUUAAACAGGCUUUAAUUACAUUUUGACAUGCUAUUCUGUUCUGACCUUUCCUACAUUAUCAUUUACUACAGUCCACAUGAUAUAAAUAUACUGAAACUGACAACUUACUGUUGAAGUGUCUUGUAUUAUAGUCAUAUUCGUGAGGAGAACAUUCCUUCAUCAUUACUGUUCGAUCUCGGUUUCCCUGAACUGUAACUCAAAAUGUAACAAGCCUUUUGAAUGAAAUGCGUUAUUGUUGCCUUAUUUUUGUAACUGUUCAUUUCCUGUUCUGAAGUCUGCUGCCAAACCUCCGUCUCGGUUCUUAAAGUAACGUAGUCGAUCAUACCUUGCCCACUGCAUGGCCUCAGUGUCAUACCUUGUUAACUCACGUGUAGAAUAGCAUUGUUGCAAGAAUGUCUCUAAGAGACAUGAAACUGUAAGAUGAAUGUACAUACUGUCCUCAUGUUAGUAUCAGCCCUCCACUGUUCAUACAGCAGGGAAGAAAGCAAUGCGCCUGUUCCUGGAUUGAUUAACUUCAGAGAUAUAUAUACUAGAUAAAACGGUUUGUUUGUGCUUUUUCAGUUCACAUCCUUCCUUGAUGAUGUACGUUACAGAAUGUUUAUGUGGCAUUUGUACUUGUUUUUGUUGACUUUAAUAAACUGUAAAGAAUUCAGAAAUUUUAAGAUGUAAAUCAAAAAGGUAACAGUAAAAUUAUAAAUGAUCGUAUCGUU